Molecule: messenger RNA, 1479 nt
Organism: Striga hermonthica
Lineage: Eukaryota; Viridiplantae; Streptophyta; Magnoliopsida; Lamiales; Orobanchaceae
Source: the annotation of a GenBank genome assembly
AUGGCGAAUAUAGACAUGGAAGGUAUCAUGAAGGAGGCACCAUCCGACGUGCGCAUCCCCAAGACAAAGAUCGUGUGCACCCUCGGACCCGCCUCCCGAUCAGUCCCAAUGCUCGAGAAGCUCCUCCGUGCCGGAAUGAACGUCGCUAGAUUCAACUUCUCACAUGGGUCCCACGAAUAUCACCAGGAGACCCUCGACAAUCUAAAGAUCGCCAUGCACAACACUCAAAUCCUCUGUGCCGUCAUGCUCGACACAAAGGGACCCGAGAUACGAACUGGUUUCUUGAAAGAUGGGAAACCCAUUCAGCUCAAGGAAGGCCAUGAAAUCACUGUGACGACCGAUUACACUAUAAAGGGUGACGAGGAAAUGAUCUCGAUGAGCUACAAGAAGUUGCCGGUCGACUUGAAACCGGGGAAUACAAUUCUCUGUGCGGAUGGUACAAUCACGCUUACUGUUCUCUCGUGCGAUCCGGCUGGUGGGACCGUGAGGUGCCGUUGCCAGAACACAGCUAUGUUGGGCGAGAGGAAAAAUGUUAACUUGCCGGGUGUGGUGGUGGACCUCCCGACACUUACGGAUAAGGACAAAGAGGAUAUUUUGGAGUGGGGUGUCCCGAAUAAUAUCGACAUGAUUGCUCUCUCUUUCGUGCGUAAAGGGUCUGAUUUGGUGAAUGUGAGAAAGGUUCUCGGUCCGCACGCCAAGCGUAUACAGUUAAUGUCAAAGGUGGAGAACCAGGAAGGCGUGAUCAACUUCGACGACAUCCUUCGCGAGACCGACUCGUUCAUGGUGGCCCGUGGUGACCUCGGCAUGGAAAUCCCAGUCGAGAAGAUCUUCCUUGCCCAGAAAAUGAUGAUUUACAAGUGCAACCUCGCCGGAAAACCCGUCGUCACCGCCACACAGAUGCUCGAGUCGAUGAUCAAAUCUCCCCGGCCCACUCGAGCCGAGGCCACCGACGUGGCCAAUGCAGUCCUCGACGGCACCGAUUGCGUCAUGCUUAGCGGCGAGAGCGCCGCCGGUGCCUUCCCGGAGCUCGCUGUCCGGACGAUGGCCCGCAUUUGUGUCGAGGCCGAGUCAUCACUCGACUAUUCGGCCAUUUUCAAGUCGAUGAUCCGAUCCACUCCGCUCCCCAUGAGCCCACUCGAGUCGUUAGCUUCUUCAGCCGUUCGGGCCGCGAACAAGGCCCAAGCCCGACUCAUCGUUGUGAUGACUCGAGGUGGGACCACGGCUAGGCUCGUCGCGAAGUACCGGCCUGCUGUGCCUGUGCUGUCUGUGGUUGUACCUUUGCUCACGACCGAUUCGUUUGAUUGGUCGGUUAGUGACGAGGGGCCUGCGAGGCAGAGCUUGGUUUACAGGGGAUUGAUUCCGGUGCUGGCAGAAGGGUCGGCUAAGGCUACGGAUGCCGAGUCGACUGAGGUGAUAUUGGGAGGGGCGUUGAAGUAUGCGGCAGGUCGAGGGCUGUAUACUGAGAGACUAAUUGAGUAA